AUGCCUGAUUAUGAUGAGUAUUUCCUAGUUACUGGUGGUGCUGGCUUUAUAGGAUCGCAUUUCUUGGAUUAUUUCGUUGUUCGAUAUCCAAACUAUCAUUUUACAUGCAUAGAUAAACUAAAUUAUGCAACAAACGAAAAUACUAAUUCAUUGUCUAAGGUUAUGGAAUCACCGAACUUUAAUUUUAUCAAAAUGGAUUUAUCAGCUGAAUAUACCGUUCUCUAUAACUUUCUUGUAACGGAAUAUAAGAAAAAUAAAAUAACAAAUAUUAUACACUUUGCAGCUGAAUCUUGUGUUGAUAGAUCUUUUUCCAAUCCGUUAUACUUCACAACUAAUAACAUUUUGGGCACUCAAAACUUGCUCGAAUGCUCCAGAUUGCUAAUAUUAAACUUUCCUGAUGUGAAAGAUCAUUUCAGAUUUAUACAUAUUUCAACUGAUGAAGUGUAUGGAGAACAACAUGAAGGUGAAACUGUUGAUGAGACUAGUAAAUUAAACCCUACAAAUCCUUAUGCAGCGACUAAGGCUGCUUGUGAUUUGAUUCUUAAAUCAUAUUACUAUUCUUAUAAGAUACCGGUUACCAGCAUACGAUCAAAUAAUGUAUAUGGGCCAAGACAAUAUCCAGAAAAGAUUAUUCCUAUGACAUUGAAUAAACUCAAGGAAUACGUCAGACAGUAUCCAAAUUCAGAAACCAUGGCGCAUAAAAUAAAGAUCCAUGGCAACGGCUCAAAUAAGAGAGCAUAUUUGCAUAUUCAAGAUUUUAUUCAAGGAAUAGCAUUAAUUUGGAAGAAAUUCAAAGAAGAGCAAGCUACGGCAUAUGCUAAAGAACAGGUGAUAAAUCAGACGUUUAAUAUUGGGAGUGAGGAUGAAAUAGAUAAUUUAUCUUUGGUGAAGUUCAUUUGUGACAAUUAUUUGAGCAAGAAGUUGUCGUUUUCGAAUUUAAACUACUCUAAUUAUAUUGAGUUUAUUAAAGACAGAAACUACAACGACUCAAGAUAUUCAAUCGAUUAUAAUAAGAUUAAACAGUUUGGCUGGAAGCCAACUAUUGACUUGAAAAGUGGUAUAAUUGAUCUAAUUGAUCAUCUUUUAUAG
Molecule: messenger RNA, 1089 nt
Organism: Debaryomyces hansenii CBS767
Lineage: Eukaryota; Fungi; Ascomycota; Pichiomycetes; Serinales; Debaryomycetaceae
Gene: GAL102
Product: Gal102p
Exons: 1
Coding region: 1-1089 (362 amino acids)
Molecular function (GO): dTDP-glucose 4,6-dehydratase activity
Source: RefSeq, a predicted model, not a curated record